AAAGAAACGGUUUCCUGGUGAACCAGCCCCUCACCGUUAGGCAGACCACAUCCCCAGGGCCUAAAGAUGCUGAGAUCUAUGUGGAAUUUUCUGAAACGUCACAAAAAGAAAUGCAUCUUCCUGGGCACAGUCCUUGGAGGAGUAUAUAUCCUGGGGAAAUAUGGACAGAAGAAAAUCAGAGAAAUACAAGAAAGGGAGGCUGCAGAAUACAUUGCUCAAGCUCGAAGACAAUAUCAUUUUGAAAGUAACCAAAGGACUUGCAAUAUGACAGUGCUAUCCAUGCUUCCAACAUUAAGGGAGGCCUUAAUGCAGCAACUUAAUUCUGAGAGCCUCACAGCUCUGCUAAAAAACAGGCCUCCAAACAAGCUAGAAAUAUGGGAGGAUCUGAAGAUAAUAAGUUUCACAAGAAGUAUCGUGGCAGUGUACAGUACUUGUAUGCUGGUGGUUCUUUUGCGAGUCCAGUUAAACAUAAUUGGUGGAUAUAUUUACCUGGAUAAUGCAGCAGUUGGCAAAAAUGGCACUACAAUUCUUGCUCCCCCAGAUGUCCAACAGCAGUAUUUAUCAAGUAUUCAGCACCUCCUUGGAGAUGGCCUGACGGAAUUGAUUACUGUCAUUAAACAAUCAGUGCAGAAGAUUUUAGGGAGUGUUUCUCUUAAACAUUCUUUGUCCCUUUUGGACUUGGAAGAAAAACUAAAAGAAAUCAGAAAUCUCGUUGAGGAGCAUAAAUCAUCUUCUUGGGUUAAUAAAGAUGGAUCCAAAUCUUUAUUAUGCCAUUAUAUGAUGCCAGAUGAAGAAACGCCAUUAGCAGUUCAGGCCUGUGGGCUUUCUCCUCGAGAUAUUAUCACUAUUAAACUCCUCAAUGAAACGAGAGACAUGUUGGAAAGUCCAGAUUUUAGUACAGUGUUGAAUACUUGUUUGAACCGUGGCUUUAGUAGACUUCUAGACAACAUGGCUGAGUUCUUUCGACCAACUGAACAGGACCUGCAACAUGGUAACUCCAUGAACAGUCUUUCCAGCGUCAGCCUGCCUUUAGCUAAGAUAAUUCCGAUAGUAAAUGGACAGAUUCAUUCAGUUUGCAGCGAAACACCUAGUCAUUUUGUUCAGGAUCUGUUGAUGAUGGAGCAAGUGAAAGACUUUGCUGCUAAUGUGUAUGAAGCUUUUAGUACCCCUCAACAACUGGAGAAAUGAUGGUUCCUUUAAAAAAGCCUCAGUGGGAUUCAUUUUCCUUAAAAAAAAAAAAACAAACUGAAAAAAUCAACUAUACCUAGAGUAAUAAUUUGUUACCAAAAUGCCUAAUAAAAAUAUAUUCUUAAUCAAAGUCUUCAUUUCAUAAUGAAAU
Nycticebus coucang (slow loris) is the source of this 1339-nucleotide messenger RNA. RefSeq names its product peroxisomal biogenesis factor 3 (gene PEX3). The record is from RefSeq and is a predicted model, not a curated record. Gene Ontology annotation, molecular function: protein-macromolecule adaptor activity. The transcript has 12 exons. Gene Ontology annotation, cellular component: peroxisomal membrane. NCBI's taxonomy places the organism in Eukaryota, Metazoa, Chordata, Mammalia, Primates, Lorisidae. The coding region runs from base 67 to 1188 and encodes 373 amino acids. Gene Ontology annotation, biological process: protein import into peroxisome membrane.